Messenger RNA from Trichomonas vaginalis G3, 680 nucleotides. Its product is annotated as organellar and viral DNA polymerase type B. The record is from RefSeq and is a predicted model, not a curated record. The transcript has a single exon. NCBI's taxonomy places the organism in Eukaryota, Parabasalia, Trichomonadida, Trichomonadidae. The annotation marks the transcript as partial.
AUGAGUAUUGCUGCAUAUGCGUAUGAAGCUGACAGAGCUAAACGUUUAUAUUUUGGUCAAUACUCUCUCACACUUACUGACAAAUAUAUUGUUAUUUCUGAUGGAAAUACCGAGAAAUACAUAACAUGGAAGGACUAUGAAAAGUUUGACCCUAUUUUAACUCCAUGCACUAUGCCAUUCAUUGUAAAUGGUGAAGUUGUCAUGAAGAACGACACAACUGUUUAUAGGUCUGUAUAUGAAGCGUUAGAAUAUAUGUUGAAUUAUAAUCCCGAAAGAUUUGACCCAAGCACUACGUCAUGUACAAUGCCUUUUAUUAAGGAUGGUGAAAUCGUAAGAGUUCCGAAUUCAACGGUUUACACAGCUGUUCAAAACAGUUUACAAAACAUUUUAGCGAAUAUCUUUAAUUCAGAAACUACAGAAAUAAAAUUACCAUAUAUAACAGAUGCUAAAGAAAUUAAAUCAAAAACGACAACAUUAUUUACGUCACUUAAUGAUUUAAUGACUUAUAUCAUUAAUAUUCCUGCACCAACUACAGCAUUUGAUCCAAACUCGACGGUUUGCAGUGUACCUUUCAUAAAGUCGCAAACGGACUCUUUGAGUCCUGAAGGUCUUUCAGACCGAAGCGACCAGGGCGAAGCCCAUGACAGUUCAUUAAUUGUUUUAAGGGAUUCAACAGUUAA